This is a messenger RNA of Chaetomium globosum CBS 148.51, 2640 nucleotides long. RefSeq lists its product as uncharacterized. The record is from RefSeq and is a predicted model, not a curated record. The coding region runs from base 1 to 2640 and encodes 879 amino acids. Lineage: Eukaryota; Fungi; Ascomycota; Sordariomycetes; Sordariales; Chaetomiaceae. The transcript has 4 exons.
AUGGCCACCGUCCCCAUUGACGACUACCUCUCCGAGGAAGAGGAGGAGGGCGAAGAAUACGAUUACAUGUAUGACCCAGAGAUAACCCUCUCCUCCAUUGCCAAGAGCAAGACAAUCAACUUUUCUAUCCACGCCAACUACACGGGAUGGGAGCCGCGAGAAGCUUUCCGCGAGCUACGGGACUUUUGUGUCGUUCGUGAAGAGAGGACGUCAGGCACCGACACCGAAAUAGUGUACAAAGUACCACGCUUCGGCGCUGAUGACAGCAAGGAAUGGCUUGGCUACAUCCGCUACAAAGGCCGCCACGGCGAGGGCACCAUCGACAUCACGAACCGCUCUGCAACGCUGCAACCUUGGCAUCUUGACCUCGGGGGAACGAGCAAGGCCGACGACGACGACCAGGCUGGGGCCCAUGGCGAGGGUCUCAAGCUCGCUCUCUUAGUCCUCAUGCGCGGUAUGCAGAAUCACAGCGUUAGAUGUCGCUCCGGCGGCUUUAAUUGGAAGUUCAACUUCACCACCCGCGGUCGGCUGGUUGCUCGCCUGCACCGCAUGGCUCCCGAGGCCAUCCGAAAGGCAGAAGACCAGGCCCGUCGGCUGAGCCAAAGGACGUUGCUCCCGUUUGGGACCAAUCCGGAGCUCGACGUGCAGUUUGUUAUUGGGGAGACACACGCUGGCCGAGAUCAGUGGGGUGGCAAGGUAAAACGGAGCCCGGUGGAACAGGAAGAGUUCGAAGCCUGGACGAAGGCCGCUCUGUUCCUCCAAGACGCGCGGGAUGGGGCCAUCAUCUCGACGGAUGGCGGCGAUCUUCUUACAGACCCACGUCUCUGUGGGCACAUAUACCUGAAGGGACUUUUGCUAGACGAGUCUGUUCCCACGCGAUCGGCCAGCAUCACCGACCAACCUCUCAAGUUCGGCUACAACUUUGCUUCUGGGCACACCAAUCGCGAGAGGCAGUCGGUUGGUAGUGCGGACGAAGAGGCCAGGGCCAUCACCGGUAUCUGGAGUAAGGCGCUGGAGGCCAAACCCGAGCUGGUUUCGGAGCUGAGCGCCGUGCUAAACACAACUGAGCCCAAAUAUGCGGAUAUCGCUGGGGCAGAGAGGUUCAUGAAUUUUGAGACGGCAUGGCGGUUGAAACAGUAUCUUGUGGGGAGCCAGUUUGCAGGCAAGUGGUACUAUUGCGGCGAGGAUAAGAACAAGAAUCCGAGGCUGGACCGCAUCAUACAAGGUCUCGGAUGCGAGGGUGUCCAGUUAGCGGACUCGUACUGGACCAUCCUGCGCCGGCACAACCUGAUUCGCACCGCUGAGGAAGAGGAGCACAGCCGCUUUACAUCCGCACCGACCGUUGUAGCCACAGGAUUUGAGACCGCCUUUGCCAAGUCAGUGCGCCGCCUCCUCCGCGCUUGCGUGCAUGCCUGUCCCAUGACAAACGGAACGGCUAUCCAGUUUGUCCAAGCUGGUCAGCUCCACCUCCAGCUGUUCUAUUCCAAAGCGGAGCGGUUGUUUUGGGUCCACGACCGGUGGCUCUCCAUCAACGGUGCCACUGAGGAGUUGGGUCUUCCUGAGGACUUGUUAUCCGUCGACGUAAUCUUCCACACCGUCAAACGGCUCUUCGCCGAUGCGCUCGACCAGCUCCCGUGUGUCAUGUUCUUGGGAGAUGGUUCUAGGACCGCGGACUGGCUAAGGAAACUGGAAGUCAGCCGCGCAGAGCAGAGACUGCUAAACUAUCUACGAAUGGAGGGACUACACGUCUUGGAAAUUGGGUCGAAUCGCGAGUUGCGUCUGACCUGGAAGGUUGACACCCGGCUAGCGUUGGGUAUUAGGGUUGAGAUCCAAUGUCACAGCGCGUCGCGAUGCCUCCACCUGCGGGAGAACUUUUUGACCGCAGAGCACGGUGCGUUUUGUUCCACAGAGUCUGCCAAACCAUCUCCCACGGCCCUCAAUACGGCGCUUGCUAACUCAUUUGCUGUAGCCCGCGCCGACAAGUUGAUGUGUAUGACCCCCUGGGAUGAAAACGGCCUCGCUUGUCGAUCCCAUGAAUGCAACUAUUCAACGGGCUGUCACUACGAAAAGGAUUUGGAGGCGGACAAGGACUACUUCUUCGUGGUGCUAAUACCGGCAGAUCCGAAUUCCUUUGUCGCCCUCUCCACUGUCACGGACAUGGCCGGUCGAGCAUCAUCGACUUCCCGAAAUAGGGCAAGACCUCCGUCUCCGGCACCCUACCGUGGCCCGAGAAGGUCAGCACCUGGAUGCCGGCCGCCGGAACUCCCAGCCCCGCGGAGGAGCGGCCCGCGUGAGGUUUCUAGCGUCAGCACGUCAAAUCCAGCCAACAGCGGUACAGGCAAUACUGGGGGAGUGUCGCCGUCACCAGGGCCGGACGUCAACGGGAGGCAGCCGCCAACUGCGGCGGCGCCUGGUGUGAAGCACACCACUGUCAUCACUCCAUCAACCCCAGCAACAGCCACUGUAUCGACAGCCUCCUUCACCCUUGGGCCCCGUCUCUCCACUCUAGACGUUUUCAAAAUCGAUAGGGAACGGUGGUACGAGGCUAAGAAUGCAGCGAAUGUGCAGGCAGUUAUUGGUAUCUUUACUGGGGAGAAGUCCCUGCCAGAGGAGACGAAGAAACGGCCGAGGAUCGACUAG